UUUGAGUGGGUAGGAUGACGAAAGUCACGGCGACGAGGUACCGCCCGGCGCAGUGUGCGAGCAGCAGCAACUGCAAGUACUGUCUGCUGAGAACCCCCUGCCUGGACUGACGGGCGGUCCAAUUGAGCCCUAAAGCAAGGGUCCCUUUGCGUUGUCGAUCCGCCAGAGGCGGGAGUGGCCAAAGCAACGCUCCGAAAGCAGAGCAAAGGGGUGCGCUGCUCUUGCUUGUCGUGGUGGUGGAGCAGCAACGAGGAGAUGACGUAUGCCGGCUUGUCGAUUCACGAUUCAGCACCGCGCUGUCUGGUAUUGUCGUUCCGAUGCAGAUUUGAGGGUGUCCGUGGGAGAGGAGCUGCAGGAUCAGAUUCCGACACGGCUUGCGGAACAACGGACUCGCGUCUGCUCUUUUAUCACCGACAAAUUGGCCAGCCGUCGAGCUCUUUGACAUUGAAUAUACGUACUCUGGUAUCCCCCCCUGCCCGGAGAGCUCACGAAGCUCAACGCAGCUCUCGUGGUGGGGAGCAGCACCCUGUGCAGGCCAAUCUAGAACCCCGCUCUGGCCCCACCGCGGCAAAGGGGUCCCGCGGGGGCCUGAGCCUGAGGCCGCGAGGCAUCGGCUUGGCUGCAGCGGCCUCGCCAGCCCUCCUCCUCCCAGUCGUGGCCGAUGCCGGCCACACACCCCCAACGCACCUGCUGAUCAACUGCCGCAGGGGUAAGGACGGACGGACCAUCCAGACCACGCCAGGCCACAACCUGUCUCGCUUCUAGCCCUUUGCCGUGUCACAUCAGGCCAGCUUGUCUUGUCUCGUCUUGAUGUGCCAAGGUCACCUGCAGACGACGGUGUAGGGCACAGGCUUGGCUUCUGGCGGGCUCGGUAUGCAAGUAUGCUUACACUAGGCGUGGGACAGCUCGCGCACAACUUAAGUACCACAUCACCGGCUCGGCCUACGGCUUCAACCGAAAUGACUUGGGCUAGCAGUACAACUUGAUUGGUGCCCAACCACUUUCACUACU
Messenger RNA from Microdochium trichocladiopsis, 1011 nucleotides. RefSeq lists its product as uncharacterized. NCBI's taxonomy places the organism in Eukaryota, Fungi, Ascomycota, Sordariomycetes, Xylariales, Microdochiaceae. The transcript has a single exon. The coding region runs from base 256 to 765 and encodes 169 amino acids. The record is from RefSeq and is a predicted model, not a curated record.